AUUGGUAAUGUCUGCUAAUUUGUAUCACAAUCCGUAGUAUUCAAACAAUUAAAACCACUAAUCAUUUAUAUUCACAGAGCAAGAAUAUUAAAAUUUUACUAAACUAAUUAGUCGCUAACUUACAUACAUACAUAUUUAAAGAUGCCGUGACCCUAUAAUUAUUUCAUUAUAAGCUAACAUUUACCACAAUGCUCUUGCAAAACCGAAAAUAAUAUUUCACAUUAUUGUUGUACAUUACCGUUUACACCUUCUAAUUCUUAUCGCCAGGCGUAAAAUAAGGAGCAAUGUAUAUCAAACAUUACGAUUUGCCCGUACAUAACAACGCGCAUGAACGCGUUGCUACCCUGUUAGCUAGGGGUGACGGAUCAAAUAACCAGCUUAUACUCGUUCUCAUAUUACCAAUAAUUGUUACUGAUCAUAAGGUCACGAUACGCUGGUUCUCAUGAGAAUUUUAUUAGGGUUUCCAAUGGGAACAGUGGCCAGGGCUCUCUCUAGUCAGUUGAUUCCGAACUGUGUUUGGGCGAGCUCGCGCCCCUCGCUUUCAGUAACGGUACAAAGUUUCGUCAGUUCAGUUCAAGUCCAAAUAGGCCCCAGUGAAUUGUCAAACAUCUUGGAUAUUUGUUCUACUGCCAUUUUUGUGUUCGCCUUUCGGCUGCCCGGAUUUUUCACGUAACAAUUAAACCGAUAUCGAAAUGGAGCAGAUAAUAAAACACCUCGUAAUUAUGGCGGCUCUAACGAUCGCCCAGCCCGCCAUCACCGCCAAGGACGACCACAAAAUAGAGUUUUACCACAUACCAGUAUUCACCAACAUCUGUGACAUCGUCGACAGAAGAUCCUUAGUCCACUGCUACUGUGACAGUACCAAACCAAAGAUGGCUACCCGAGCAGACUGCUGGAUAUUUACAGGAGGAAUCACCCCGGAAGACCCUAUCUGGCCAAACUUCUCCUCCCAAUCUGAAUUAGAACACCUCAUGUUCAACGUUCGCUCAGAUGAAGCCCUAACAUUCAUACCGGCCAAAGCCAUCGUUAGGCUCGAAAGACUCAAACACAUAUCUAUACAAUUUGGAACGAUACAAAGUGUACCACCUUAUGCGUUCACCAACUCUUCAACUAUAAGACAAAUCAGCUUAAGAUCAAACAAAAUUUCUAUCCUGGAGCGACAUUCAUUCGCACAAAUGAUGAUGCUGUCCAAUCUAAGUUUGGACGACAAUCAAAUCACGGAACUAAGACGCGAUGUAUUCUUCGGACUACCUAAUUUACAUGUCUUACACUUAUCAAAUAAUAAUCUAAGUUUAAUCCACGAGGGAUGCUUCAAACAUCUGAACAAUUUAAUAGAGUUGAAACUUGAUUUGAAUUCCAUAUCAGUAGUUACGAGGGAAAUGUUUGAAGGACUGGAGAAUUUGUCUCGUUUAAAUUUGAGGAGCAAUCGUUUGACUAUGAUAGGUAAUUUGGCGUUUAGUGAGCUGUGGGGCUUGAAAGAUCUAAUGUUGGACAACAAUGCCAUCGAGUACGUAUCGGAACGUGCGUUCGGAGGCCUGACGCAGCUGCGGAAACUGACGCUCUCUGGGAACAAAUUGACGGCUUUCUACGAGGACAUUCUCGAAGACAUAAGGAGCCUAAUAGUAUUAGAUAUGAGGGACAACCUCCUGGAGUCGAUGUCUUAUGAAACCAUUAGGCCGGUCGUCGAGAACGGGAAAUCCGCUUCAAGAGCUGUUUACUUGGACGGCAACCCUCUUCGGUGCGAUUGCCGGCUCUCCUGGAUAUACCUUCUAAGAAACGAGACCAAAGACAACACCCUGAAGCACGCCCUCGAAAAAAUAUCGUGUGUCAGCGACACGGAGAAGCGACCAGAAAAAUCCAAUGAAAUUGAAGAAAACACACUCGCCGACGAAAAUUACGGCGAAGAAUAUUACGAUAAAAACGAAGAUUAUAUAAGCAAGGAAAAGUUAAAAGGGAAGUUUACUAAACUUACAGAUAUUCCACUAGAAACACUUCCAUGCCCGAAAGAGCUGCAGAAUGUAGAUGAGUCGUAUGGACAUCCGAUCCAGAAUGAAAUUAGAUUAAAAGCGUUCUCAAAAGCACGCUGCAUUGCACCUAGCUUGAUCUUCCUUUUAUUGAUUAUACUAAUUUAAAUUAUAAGAUAAAUUAAUGGCACACUAAAUAUAAUGAUGACUUAAUUUGUAUGUGGAAAUCGCUGUACAAACUUCAUAUAGAAUUUGUCAUGAUUUUUUGUGAUCUUGAUAUUUUCUAUCAAAGCUGUAAGGAUUUAAUUAUCAAAAGAUUUGCCUCGUUAAUAACCUCGUACACUCUCAACAAAAACCGUUUCAAAAAGAAAAUCUUUAAUUUGAGAGAUUCUUUAAAACAGCGCGUUUUGAAUAAGCUAAGAUAGAAUAACCGACCAAUUUCGAAUAACAACAACGCAGCAAGAUUGUUUGAAUCAAUAUUCCAAAAGGAAACAAAACUAAUUGUGAUAUUAGACGAUAUUCCCACCGUUCUUGCCGAUUUUGAUCGUUAGGGCGUAUUAACACUGAGUCAACAGCCUUAUUCAACGCGGCACGAGUAUAACACGCCAUUAAAGAUACGGCUGAAUGAGUUUCCUGAAUGGAAACGAUUUAAGCCCCUCUGCGUCACUGAGCAGCGUAUUGAUGAAUACCAAUGUUUGUAAUCAUGUAGGUGUAAAUCAAAUGUGUCAGAUUGGAAUAUUGUCCCCAUUUUGGUGUGCAAAAUGGUUACGUAUCCAGAACGUAUAGAAGUGAAACAUGAUGUCUUUAUUUGGCAAAUGCGAUGUUUAAGAAGAUUCCAACUAAACUACAUAUGACCUGUGUUUUGUUUCAAUGAUUAAAUAUCUAUUGAAGACAAAAUAUUAAGAUCCGUAUAAUUGGCAAAAGGCAUUUGUCGUUUAUAGAUAAAUAGGUACAUAGUCUGGCAAAAGUCACAUAGACGUAGGCUGAGAGAAACAUACUGUAUUUUCUAUAUGAUAGUGUUAUAAUCUACAAAUUUUAUGUUUGUAUUAGUUGUUUUUUUUACAACAUUCAAGAACACACAACAUAUUUCAUUAUAAUUAUUAUCAUACUAUCAAAAUGACGUUUAAUAUAAUACGUAAUGUGUUCGAAGUCGCUCGAGCACCUGACGGAUUAAUCCGUCAUCGACGGUUAGUGGUACGGUGUCGGGGAUGUAAUCUACCUUUGACGCAAACAACAGAUUAUAACGAAGGUUAAUUAGUUUGAUGUAGUAGUCAGGGGACCGAUUAGUGAACUAGUUCUCAUACAAUAUUGGCGAUGAAAUAUCACACUUAUCCGCCACAUCAGCCCCCGUCUAGACAAAAGCUCGUAACUAACAGGCCAAUUUCAACCUACUCCGACAUCAGAAUCUAACUGAUGUCAUUCAGUUAUCGUGCAUUUGAUGAAUUUCUCUCGUACUUCCAUACAUGAAUUGCCGCUUGAAUGCUUUAUAAUUAAGGCUCGGAACCGACUUUUAAAAUACCGGUAAAUACCUGGUUUAUUUCGGUUUUCCUCCGAACUUUUAUAAGAACACGAAUGUUUUAACAACUUUAUUGUAACCUAAAAUAACCGGUUUAUUCCACGACCGAGGCAACGGCCGGUCGGCCUGGUGGUGUGCCACGUAAACAUUGACACAACAUAGGAAGAAACCGUUUUUUUUGUUCAACACCGGUUAAUUUGUAAAGAAAUGAUCACAUAAAAAUAACGGUUUUUCGAGCGAAACCGAAUUUUAAAGGUUUUGUGCCAAGUAAGUUUCCGAGCCUCGUUUUUAAUCUAAUUUAAGGAAUAUAAUGUGUAAAACCAUUGUCUUAUUUGUCUUUCAAUAGUUUUCGUUUUAUGGUUACUUAAAUUACUGGGUCCAGUGGACCCCAAAGCAACUAAAUAUGUUUUAAGCUUGUCUUAUCAGCUAGCAAUAUUACUAAGUUUAUUAUAUGCAAAUAAUUGGACAUUUAACUGACGUCAACAGACACGUGCGGCCACAGCCCAAUAUCAAUCUUGGUGCAUUCCGAUAAGAUUCACGUUGACACGCCGCGCACGAUAGACAUGGCGUUCAAAGGAGGAAUGGUGGUAGUGGUUGCCUAUAACAAAAUUGAAAAACAUAGGUUCACCUUGACCUUUGCAAUGAUUGCUGGGCUAAAAUGGGGACAUAGAUUCCUGUGUAUAAAUCUCUUGUUAACUAUUGUAAAUAUUAAUGUUAAAUUCUAUGUAAUUAUAAAUAAAUUAUUAUAUGGUAAUGUUAGGAAUGUUAAUGUUAUGACUGUUGAUUCAUCUGAACCUGGCUUCAUUUUAUUCAAAUUAAUGUUAUUACUUAUAAGCACUUUUAUGUCAAUCGUUCAAAUAUUAUUAUCAUAUUGUUGUAAUAGAUAAGUCACUCUCAUCAUCCAUCAAAGAUUAAUUCCAUUAAUUAGUAUCACAUCUCAAUAAUAGUUCUAUUUAGGUACAAAUAUUGAUGUCAAUGAUCUCAUUUUGACGUUCGCCCGUGCAUUUUGCUCAUACAAAUACAUUGGAGUGAUGCGCUGCGACAUAUCAUCACCAUCAACAUAAUCAUCAUUAACAAUUUUUUUAAUCGAUUUUUUCCCGUAUUGUCCAUUAACAAUUGAAAAUCAAUUCUACGGCUUCAAAUAAUAUCAAACAUUGGAAACAUUAAGUCAAUGACUAAUGCAAUAGAUUGAUAUUUCUGCCUAAUGGAUCUAUAAACCAAAUGUACCUAUUCAAUUUACCAAUAAUUUCUUAAUACAGUUCACCAUUAAUUAUAUUUGUAUAGUAUUUCCAUUUAGUUUAAUGGUUUGAUCGCUUAGAUUUCGUGUAGCAUAAUCAAUUCUCAUUUACCGUGUGUGACUGUGAUUCUGUUGUAAUAAAUAUUUCUACCCGUAACCGAAGUUUUGUUUACAUCUACUUGUAUUUUACCAAUAUUUACAGUACAUUUAAGAAACUAUGUCCAAAAAGAAAAAAGUCAAAAAUUAAGAAAAAACCGGCCAAGUGCAGGUCGGAGUCGCGCAACGAGGGUUCCGUAUAAACCUAUAGAUAUAAUUAUAUAUUAUUAUAUAAUGUAACUAAAAAUUUACGGUUUUCGCAAUUGUUAUCUGUGCUAUAAGACGUUGCUUCGUAUGUACCAAAUUUCAAGAUUCUGAGUUCACGGGAAGUACCCUGUAGGUUUUGAUUCCCUUGCGAGAGUCGAAAAUUUGCGGCAUAAACGGCUGUAUCUUUUAAUGGCGUUGGCUUAGAAGUUUGAUUUUCACAACUCCAAGUGACAGUAGACCUGAGUAUUUGAUAUAAAUUCCAGGUUGAUACCUCCACGCGUUCCUGAGAAAAAGGGUCUCAACAGACAGACGGACGGAGUUUUUAUAUGAAGUAGCUGUCACAUAAAAUGUUUGUAGACAUUUUAGGAAGUUAAACACAUUAUUUUAUUUAGAAAUAUUACAUUUAAGUAAUGUUCUGCUGAUCAUUGAGCUAAGCAGAACAUAAUUUGAAAAACAAAAGCCGCCAGACUCCGUUGGCUCGGACAAGUAGUCCGGAUGGGUGAAGAUCAUACAGUCUGGAGUUCCAAAUGGUCGAAGACCGUCUGGAUGCCCUAGGUACCGCUGGAGAGACGAAGUGCAAAAAGACCUUAGCGAACUCGGCGCCGUUGACUGGACAGAAACGGUUUUGUACAAAGAAGCAAGGCGGUCUUUGUGUUGGUAGCCAAGAUUCACUUCGGGUCGCUGAGCCACACCAGUAAGUAAGUACAUUUAAGUAAUAAAAACAAGGUGAAAACACAUUUCUUAAUUUUUUAAGGGUUCCCCAAAGGGUACAACAGGACCCUGUCUGGUCUGGUCUGUCUGUCUCUGUCCAUCUGUCACCAAGCAUCACCAAGCUUUAUCUCAGGAACCCUUAUAGCUAACAGUUGGAAUUUCACAAAUGAUAUACUGUUGCCG
Molecule: messenger RNA, 5914 nt
Organism: Cydia pomonella (codling moth)
Lineage: Eukaryota; Metazoa; Arthropoda; Insecta; Lepidoptera; Tortricidae
Product: connectin-like
Exons: 4
Coding region: 693-2132 (479 amino acids)
Cellular component (GO): plasma membrane
Molecular function (GO): protein binding
Source: RefSeq, a predicted model, not a curated record